Messenger RNA from Salvelinus sp. IW2-2015, 1340 nucleotides. The record is from RefSeq and is a predicted model, not a curated record. NCBI's taxonomy places the organism in Eukaryota, Metazoa, Chordata, Actinopteri, Salmoniformes, Salmonidae.
CAUCAGAACUCCUCAAGAAACACCAGCAGAGACCCACAGGGAAGAAAUCUCAUUGCUGCUCUGACUGUGGGAAACGUUUCAAAUCUUCAUCAGAACUUAAAAUACACCAGCGAGUACACACAGGAGAGAAGCCUUAUAGCUGUGAUCAAUGUGGGAAGAGUUUUACUCAGUCAAGCUCCCUGAAAUCACACCAUAGAACACAAACUGGAGAUAAACCUUUUGGCUGUGGUCAAUGUGGGAGGAGUUUUACUCAUCUAAGCAGCCUGAUAGUACACCAGCGGGGACACACAGGAGAGAAAUCUUAUAGCUGUGAUCAAUGUGGGAAGAGUUUUACUACAUCUAGCUAUCUAACUAUACACCAGAGAACACACACAGGAGAGAAACCUUAUGGCUGUGAUCAAUGUGGAAAGAGUUUUAUUCGGCUACAAACCCUGAAAUCACACCAGAGAACACACACUGGAGAGAAACCUUUUGGCUGUGAUCAAUGUGGGGGGAGUUUUACUCAUCUAAGCAGCCUGAUAGUACACCAGAGAACACACACAGGAGAGAAACCUUUUGGCUGUGAUCAAUGUGGGGGGAGUUUUACUCAUCUAAGCAGCCUGAUAGUACACCAGAGAACACACACAGGAGAGAAAUCUUAUGGCUGUGAUCAUUGUGGGAAGAGUUUUAUUCGACUACAAUCCCUGAAAUCACACCAGAGAACACACACAGGAGAGAAACCUUAUGCCUGUGAUCAAUGUGGGAAGAGAUACUCUGAUAAAAGAUCUCUGACUAAACAUAGACUCAUUGCGGUCAUUGACUGUGAGUCAUCGAUUGGACAGUACUUUGUGGACCUGGUGAAACAGACCCUUGAGAAGAUGGACAUAGAUAUCAAACAGUGUGAUGGUAAUGCAACAGACGGAGCAGCAAAUAUUCAGGGACAAUACAGGGGCUUCUCUGCAUCGCUCACAGGAGAGUCUCCUAACCAAGUCAAUAAGCAGGUCCAGUCCCUGUCCGACCAACUGACCUCCAGCCGUAGAGAGCUGGACAGCAAGGCUGUGGCCCUACAGAGGGCCCACCGUGACAGAGAGGAUGUGGCCAAGGACAAGGCCAGUCUGGGGGUCCAGCUGACUGCCGUUGACCGCAGGGCCUGGGUCCUGGAACAGGAGCUGGCCAUUCUCAGAGCGGAGAAGGAGUCUCUAGAGACUUGUGUCUUCGAGGGCCAGGAGCUAGUGUCCUCUCUGGAGGGGGAGAGGAACCGGCUGGAGGUGGAGCGAAGCACCCUAACGAUGGCUGACGAGGACCUGACGCGUGUGAACAGCAGGAGGACAGCAGAUGAACAGCAGGAGGCAACGCAGUGA